AUGUCAUUGAGAUUAGCCAACUGCGCAGGAGAUAUUAUAGAGCUCAAGUGUACGCGCAGACACAACGUGCACUCUUUAUUCCUGUCACUCUCAUACUCUGGUGGGACGACCAUUCGACACGACCGGGCCAUCACAGAGAGUGGGCCCGGCGACGGUGACUGUGCACUUCGGGCGGCGCCGGCGCCGGCAUGCGAUCGCAUACCAGUACAUUCUCACCAU
Molecule: messenger RNA, 219 nt
Organism: Brenthis ino (lesser marbled fritillary)
Lineage: Eukaryota; Metazoa; Arthropoda; Insecta; Lepidoptera; Nymphalidae
Source: the annotation of a GenBank genome assembly